Daldinia decipiens is the source of this 1047-nucleotide messenger RNA. Its product is annotated as apolipo protein O-domain-containing protein. Gene Ontology annotation, biological process: cristae formation. The record is from RefSeq and is a predicted model, not a curated record. NCBI's taxonomy places the organism in Eukaryota, Fungi, Ascomycota, Sordariomycetes, Xylariales, Hypoxylaceae. The transcript is spliced from 3 exons. Gene Ontology annotation, cellular component: mitochondrial crista junction; MICOS complex. Bases 76 to 864 code for a protein of 262 amino acids.
GCAGUCCAAUAUUCUCAAAAAAAAGCUUCCAAGUUUUAAUAACUCGAAGCAUUGCCAACCCCAAUUGAGCGCAACAUGGCUGCGAGAGUGCUGCUGCGACGGCGUGUCGUUGCGCCUUUCAUGGCUGCGACUCUUGCCGGAGGAGCUUUAUUUCCCUCGGUUGCGCUGGCUGAAGCACCCUCACACGACCACUCUUCCAAGAAACCUAUAUACGACGAUUACGAGACCUUCCUCUCCCCGAAAGCCACCAAUACGCCAGUCCCGUCGCCAGCCUCAGAUACUAUAUCAGAAGCGUCCUUCUCAUCGUCAACGACGUUAGUCGAACAUCCAGAGAAAAAACAUCACAGUCCGACGCCGACCGACCGGUUAGCCGUAGAGGUCGGCAAAGCCCGUCUAUUUCUAUACCGAUAUGCUACAGCUACGGAGGAUGCCGUGAACGGCGCCAUCGACUCGGCAUUCCACUUGGAACAGUCCUUCACCGAAACCAUCGCAUCGCUGGCGCCGGCGCGGGAGAGCGGCGAGAAAUUGAUGCCGGGUCUAGUAUACGUACUUGUAGCAUCCAUGACGGGCAGCAUCAUGACAAGGAACCGCAAUAUCAUCCUGCGGGCCUCGCUCCCCUUCGCCUUCGGCGUCGGCGCCGGCUGGCUGCUUCUCCCCGUCACCAUGACCAACGUGUCAGACCUGCUAUGGCGAUACGAGCGCCGAUUCCCCGCCGUAGCUGAUGCCCAUCUGAAGACGAGACAAAGCAUCCAAGACGCCUGGCGCUUCGCCAGAGUCCACGUUGACGUCGGGAAGAACUACGUCGACGAGAAGGUCGGCAAUACCCGCAAUAUUGUCGAGGGCUGGGUAAAGCAGGGUAAAUAGAUAGAGGGGGGGUCUUUUCGAAGAGAAUACUACCUUGUACUUUAGACGAAUAGACACAAAAUUUGCUUUGUUCGAGGCUAGGAAGGAUAGGUACCAACUACUAUUGGACGUGUAAUUGAAAGUACAUAAGUUGUUGCAUACAUCUCCUGUUGUUCUAUUUGGCGUAAGACUUGAAUCUAGAGA